UUGCAUCAGCUCUCAAUCCACCACCGUAGAGAAAAUGAAGUCCCUCUUCUUCAUUGCCUUCCUCUUUGCUCUCCUCGCCAUAACAUUAACUGAGGUGAAUGGUUGUGAUCAUCAUGGACAUCAUAAGAAGUAUGGGCAUAGGAAAUUGUUUGUGUUUGGAGAUUCUUAUGCGGACACUGGAAAUAUGGGGAAGAUUGGUGAGAGGCAUUCGCGCCCCUGGUACGAGCCUUAUGGUAUGUCGUACCCUCAUCGGCCAGCUGGACGAUUCUCCGAUGGCAUCAUCUUCACUGAUUAUCUCGCUACUUACCUAAGACUCAGAACUCCAACCCCAUACAAAUACCGCAAGCUCAGCACCAAGCACCCCUACGGCAUGAACUUUGCUGUUGGAGGCUCUGGUGUUUUUUACACGCCUAACGAUCAACGCAAACUCUCAGCCCAAAUCGACGCAUUCCAAGCCCAAAUCAACGAGAAUGUCUUCUCUCAUCACGACGUUAAGUCCUCUGUUGUGUAUGUCGCCAUCUCUGGCAACGACUACAGUUUUUACGCCAAUAACCACAGUUUAUUUGAUGUAUAUGCCUACUGCAGAAACGUGACGACUGAGCUUACAGUACAAUUGAAGAGGCUUGCAGAAAUUGGCGUUGGGAAAGUUCUUGUAGCAAAUAUUAGUCCGCUUGAAUGCACACCGACUGUUACAAGAUCAAAAUCUAACUAUACAAAAUGUGACCUUGGUUAUUCUCUUGGAACCUCAGAGCACAAUAUUCUUUUGAGUCGAUUUGUAGGCAAUUUGACUCAAGAGAUUAAGAGCACUCAGUUUCUUCUUGUCGAUCUUUACAACGCCUUCAAGUCCGUUAUCGACACAGCACAUAAUGGCACAAGAAAGUUCGAGCACAUAAUGAGGCCGUGUUGUGAACCUACUACAGACGACUUCGAUUGUGGUUGGGUCGAUAACAACGGACAGAAGCUCUACUCGCUGUGUUCGAACCCACAAGACUACUUCUUCUUCGACACAGUGCAUCCGACUCAAGCUGGUUGGGGUGCUGUCUUUGAAAAUCUCGUGCCUUGGCUCAAGAAAAAUCUCUGAAGACUUUGAUAGGAUUCAUUGUUUUUCUAUACUAGUUGGCAUGUUUUUAGAUUAUUUGUUUAGGGUUUAGGGUUGAACUUGAUUAGAUUUGUGGGCUAUUUCGGCCUUUGUUCUAGUUAUUUUGUUGGGGAAUAUGUAGGUUAAUUUGUUGGGGUUUAGUAAUGAAAUUGAUUUAAUUGCUCAUU
Messenger RNA from Asparagus officinalis (garden asparagus), 1266 nucleotides. Its product is annotated as GDSL esterase/lipase At5g03610-like. The transcript has 5 exons. The coding region runs from base 35 to 1081 and encodes 348 amino acids. Gene Ontology annotation, molecular function: hydrolase activity, acting on ester bonds. The record is from RefSeq and is a predicted model, not a curated record. NCBI's taxonomy places the organism in Eukaryota, Viridiplantae, Streptophyta, Magnoliopsida, Asparagales, Asparagaceae.